AUGGAAGUUAAGCGAGUUCAAGAUCCUCCUGUAAAUGGGCCUUUGAUAGUUGGCGCUGGCCCGUCGGGGCUCGCCACUGCUGCUUGCCUAAAAGAACGAGGUGUGCCGAGCUUGAUCCUCGAAAGGACUAAUUGCAUAGGAUCUUUGUGGGAACACAAGACCUAUGACCGCCUUCGCCUUCACCUCCCGAAGCAAUUCUGCGAGCUUCCGCAUAUGCCAUUCCCCAAAGACUUCCCAACCUACCCGACAAAGCAACAAUUCCUUGCCUACUUGUAUUUGUACACCAAACGCUUCGACCUGAGGCCGGUUUUCAAUCAAACAGUCACGAAUGCGGAGUUUGAUCAAAGUUCACAGUGCUGGCGAGUCAAGAGCUCGGGUCAUAAGGGGGAAGAGACCGAAUACUUGAGCCGGUGGCUGAUUGUGGCGACCGGGGAGAAUGCUGAGGAGCUCGUCCCACAAUUUGAAGGGAUGAGCGACUUUGGAGGGCAGAUUCUGCACACAAGCUCUUACAAGAGUGGUGAGAUUUUUUGUGGGAAGAGAGUAUUGGUGAUUGGAUGCGGGAAUUCGGGCAUGGAAGUGAGCUUGGAUCUUUGCAAUUUCAAUGCCUGUCCAUCUCUUGCUGUUAGAGAUUCGGUGCACGUCUUACCUCAAGAGAUGCUCGGACGAUCGACUUUUGGCAUAUCCAUGUGGUUGCUCAAGUGGCUCCCCAUCAGCCUAGUGGAUUGGUUUCUACUAUUGAUGUCGUAUUUUAUCCUCGGCGACACCACUAGCUACGGCCUUAAUCGCCCGAAGGUCGGACCUCUCCAGCUCAAGAGCAUGUCUGGCAAGACGCCGGUGUUGGACGUGGGUACGCUUGCAAAAAUCAAAAGUGGACAUAUCAAGGUUUUCCGUGGGAUAAAGAGAAUACGACGCCAUGCCGUGGAGUUUGUUGAUGGGAAAUCGGAGACCUUCGAUGCUAUUAUCCUCGCGACAGGGUAUAGAAGUAACGUGCCCUCGUGGUUGAAGGAGGGAGACAUGUUCUCUGAGGAAGAUGGGUUCCCAAAGAAGCCAUUCCCAAAUGGAUGGAAAGGCAAGAACGGGCUGUACUCCGUGGGAUUCACCAAACGCGGCCUCCUCGGUGCUUCCUUGGAUGCGAGAAGCAUUUCUCAAGACAUUGGGCAACUGUGGCGUUUAGAUGUUGAAGGCAUGCAUUUCACGGCUUUGUCUCAUGCAACACCUCUACAUCCCUAAACAGUUGGAAUUAUAAAUCCUUGAUUUCAUCAAUUAGGAUCGGAAGCAGCAACAUGUUGCUGAUUUAAGUGGGAAAAGAAAAAGACUAGAAAAGGGAGAGAGAGUGAGUGAGAGAAUUUUACAAGAAUUGAUUAAGUUAGUGACAUGAAGGUCAUUUUCUUUGGUGGCCGGAUAGGUGAACCGAAGAGGAUUUCGGGGGCAAAAAAAAGAAGAAGUGAAGGAGAUUAAAUUUCUGAAGUUUGUACAUGUGUAAAUUGUUGUAAGUUUACUGUCCUUUGUUUAGUUAGAUAUACUCAUCACAGAUGGGAAUGAAAGCUUGGGUGUUAGUGCUAGAAAUUUCUGUAGAAGUUGAAUUAGAUGGUCAUUCUUGCUUAAGUACUUUUCUCUUCCACGGUGCAUUUGAGGGCA
Messenger RNA from Eucalyptus grandis, 1638 nucleotides. Its product is annotated as indole-3-pyruvate monooxygenase YUCCA2. Gene Ontology annotation, biological process: auxin biosynthetic process. The record is from RefSeq and is a predicted model, not a curated record. Gene Ontology annotation, molecular function: N,N-dimethylaniline monooxygenase activity; flavin adenine dinucleotide binding; NADP binding. Bases 1 to 1230 code for a protein of 409 amino acids. The transcript has 4 exons. Lineage: Eukaryota; Viridiplantae; Streptophyta; Magnoliopsida; Myrtales; Myrtaceae.